Carassius carassius (crucian carp) is the source of this 2281-nucleotide messenger RNA. RefSeq names its product serine/threonine-protein phosphatase 2A 55 kDa regulatory subunit B beta isoform-like. Gene Ontology annotation, biological process: peptidyl-serine dephosphorylation. The coding region runs from base 417 to 1748 and encodes 443 amino acids. The record is from RefSeq and is a predicted model, not a curated record. Lineage: Eukaryota; Metazoa; Chordata; Actinopteri; Cypriniformes; Cyprinidae. Gene Ontology annotation, cellular component: protein phosphatase type 2A complex; cytosol. The transcript is spliced from 9 exons. Gene Ontology annotation, molecular function: protein phosphatase regulator activity; protein binding.
AUCUCGAGAGAGGGAGGGAGAGACAGAGACGUGGACGGAUCGAGCGCUUGACGCAUAACCCCGCCUCCUCCUCGGCUCAGAAGGUGGAAAUCCUGCGCCAGUUUACCAGGGUACUAGGGUUCCUUACACCUUUAUGCAUUCGUUCUCCAUUCAGCUCUUCAAGAUAUGAGAUCAUCUUAACGGAUUCGCCAGUACACCUGUUUAAGAAGUGCUUCUCAUGCGCUAAGUAUGAAUUGCUGAGGGAUUUUCUUGCCAGUCGAGCUCCAGCUGUAUCACCGCGGGCAUCAGAUCAUCCGUCACGUUCACGAGAGGGGCCACAGACACCGCGAUGGAUCCGCAAACCGCCUGCUGAUGUUCAGCGUCCACGAUGGAUUCCUGCGUGUCUACUUCAACAUUCCCAUAUAACGGAAUCAUAAAUGGAGGAGGAGAGUGAAAACCGAAAAAUUAACAACAGCUUCCUUCCGGACCAUAACUAUGCAACCGAAGCUGACAUCAUCUCUACUGUGGAGUUCAACUCUACUGGAGAGCUCUUGGCCACGGGAGACAAGGGUGGAAGAGUUGUGGUUUUCCAAAGGGAGCAAGAGAGCAAAAACCAGCCUCACAGACGUGGGGAGUAUAAUGUUUACAGCACGUUUCAGAGUCACGAGCCGGAGUUUGACUACCUGAAGAGUUUAGAGAUUGAGGAGAAGAUCAAUAAGAUACGCUGGCUGCCUCAGCAGAAUGCUGCCUACUUCCUACUCUCCACCAAUGAUAAAACUGUGAAACUGUGGAAGAUCAGUGAGAGGGAUAAGAGACCAGAGGGAUAUAACCUGAAGGAUGAAGAUGGAAGAAUCAGAGACCCGACCACCAUCACCGCGUUACGGGUGCCAGUACUCCGGCCCAUGGACCUCAUGGUUGAGGCCACUCCUCGGAGAGUGUUUUCCAAUGCGCACACAUACCACAUCAACUCCAUCUCUGUCAACAGCGACUAUGAAACCUUUAUGUCCACCGAUGACUUGAGGAUCAACCUCUGGAACCUGGAGAUCACAAACAGAAGUUUCAACAUUGUAGACAUUAAGCCAGUGAACAUGGAGGAGCUGACGGAGGUGAUAACGGCAGCAGAGUUUCACCCUCACCAGUGCAACACCUUCGUCUACAGUAGCAGUAAGGGCUCCAUACGGCUGUGUGACAUGAGGGCAUCAGCGCUUUGUGACAACCACUCAAAAUUUUUCGAGGAGCCGGAAGACCCAAGCAAUCGUUCCUUUUUCUCCGAAAUCAUCUCCUCCAUCUCUGAUGCAAAGUUCAGCCACAGUGGGCGGUACCUGAUGACACGGGACUACCUGACAGUGAAGGUCUGGGAUCUCAACAUGGAGAGCAAACCACUGGAAACCUAUCAGGUCCACGAUUACCUAAGAAGUAAACUAUGCUCGCUGUAUGAGAAUGAUUGCAUCUUCGACAAAUUUGAAUGUGUUUGGAAUGGAUCAGACAGUGUGAUUAUGACUGGUUCUUACAACAACUUCUUCCGAAUGUUCGACCGUAAUACAAAGCGUGACGUGACUCUGGAGGCAUCCCGGGAGAACAGCAAGCCUCGGGCGAUCCUGAAACCACGCAAGGUGUGUGUGGGCGGAAAGCGUCGCAAAGAUGAAAUCAGUGUGGACAGUCUGGACUUUAGCAAGAAAAUUCUCCACACUGCCUGGCAUCCUUAUGAGAACAUCAUCGCUGUGGCAGCCACCAAUAACCUUUACAUAUUCCAGGAUAAGGUCAACUAGCACAACUCUACCACCUCCCCACGUACCUGAAGAGAGAGAGAAAGAAGAACAAAAUGCUGCAGCUUAGCAGAAUAUUGCAAAGUGUAUUUUGUGAUGAGAAACUGAAAGUUACCCUUGAUGUAAGGAGAAGUAUGGACAGAUAUUGCUGGCCAUGUGCAAGGAUGCUCCCAGACUUUUGAAAACAAGAAGCAUCCUGCCUUGCACAAUCAUACUUCCUAUAUUAAGUACCUGCAUUUCCUCUUCCGUAAACUUGUAUAUUUAUCAUAUUUAUUCCUUUCUCGGCUAGAAGGAAAUGCCUGACUCUUUAAAUCUGGACAAAUGUGCAUUUUCAUUACAAAGAUAUGAAGAAUCUUUAAUAAGGGCGUAACGAACAGUGAAAAAAACAGGCUUUUUGCUCACAUCUCGGCAUCAGAAACAAAGGGGUGCCUUUACAAAAAAAAAAAAAAAAAAUAUUAGGCCGUCUGUGGAGUCCCUUGCAACCUGAUUAUUUCUCUUGAAAGGUGCUCUGAAGUAAAAGUCAAUCCCAUCGGUCA